AUGGUGUGGUGCUUAGAUGGAUUAAAGCAGUUGUAUACUGCUGUGAUAAAAUUUUGUAAUACUGAUUUGUCCAAAAAGGCUAAAGGUUUGCAAAAUCCAGAAGCAAUUGCAAGAGAAACAGUUUUUAGUGUAAGUGAGAUUGAAGCACUGUAUGAACUAUUCAAGAAGAUCAAUAGUACAAUAAUUGAUGAUGGAGUAAUUACUAAGGAAGAAUUUCAAUUUGCCUUAUUCAAGACAACCAAGAAAGAGAGUUUAUUUGCAGAUAGGGUAUUUGAUUCCUUUGACAAAAACCAUCAUGGGAUGCUUAAAUUCAAAGAGUUUGCAAUUGCUAUCUCUGUCUUUCAUCCCAACGCAUCAAUUGAUGAUAAGAUUGAGUUUUCGUUCCAAUUGUAUGAUCUUAGACAACAAGGAUUUAUUCAGAGACAAGAGUUAAAACAAAUGGUGGUGGCCACUCUAGCUGAAUCUGGCAUGAAUCUUCCAGAUGACGUGGUUGAAUCCAUCAUUGACAAGACUUUUGAGGAAGCUGAUACAAAACAUGAUGGGAAGAUUGACAAGGAAGAGUGGCGAAACCUUGUCUUGCAUCAUCCAUCCCUUCUAAAACAUAUGACUCUUCAGCAUCUUAAAGAUAUUACAACUACAUUUCCUAGUUUUGUAUUUAACACACAAGUUGAUGAUGCCUGA
Cajanus cajan (pigeon pea) is the source of this 681-nucleotide messenger RNA. Its product is annotated as calcineurin B-like protein 3. Gene Ontology annotation, biological process: calcium-mediated signaling. The record is from RefSeq and is a predicted model, not a curated record. Lineage: Eukaryota; Viridiplantae; Streptophyta; Magnoliopsida; Fabales; Fabaceae. Gene Ontology annotation, molecular function: kinase binding; calcium ion binding.